Molecule: messenger RNA, 3537 nt
Organism: Clupea harengus (Atlantic herring)
Lineage: Eukaryota; Metazoa; Chordata; Actinopteri; Clupeiformes; Clupeidae
Gene: nedd4a
Product: NEDD4 E3 ubiquitin protein ligase
Exons: 8
Coding region: 1195-3537 (780 amino acids)
Biological process (GO): ubiquitin-dependent protein catabolic process; receptor internalization; regulation of dendrite morphogenesis
Cellular component (GO): cytoplasm
Molecular function (GO): sodium channel inhibitor activity; protein binding; ubiquitin protein ligase activity
Source: RefSeq, a predicted model, not a curated record
AAGAUAUUUGUAUAGAUGUCUGCCCCAAAGUAACAAAAUAAAUAAAAUAACAACUAUCCCAGCUGUUACCAUUCAUUCAUUCAUUCAUUCAUUCAUUCAUUCAUUUAUUAGUUGGACAUUUUCAACAAUUAAGUCUACCUUCCUUCCCACCUUGGUGCCCCAGAAGAGUCUGGCUGAAUGUAAUUGUUUUUGAUUGAUGGCAUGGAAUGUCAAUGACAGAGAAGCUGGCUUCAUAACCAUCACUUGUUGCAACAUGAGGUGUCAAAUUACACGUUAUGUGCCACGAUCCCUGUGAGCAUGGGAUACCUGAAAGCUGGGAAAUCACUUAUUGAUUAGAAAUGAAAUCUUUCUGCUGCCACGUAUUUAUUUAUUAAGACUUCGAUAUUCUGUGUGACUUCUCACUGACUCCGUCUGUCUCAAAAGUUCAUCAAAAAGUGAAAGACAUAUUUUUGCUGUUAGCAACUACUGGUAGCUUCAGGCAUUCUGCCAAAAUCCAGCUUGUUUUUAAGUGUACAUGUGAUUUAGAAAAUCAGCCCAUUUGAUGUAGAAUUAUGGUGAAACUCUAUCUGUUUGAUUUUCUGUAAUUCUAUCCCAGUGGGUAAAAAUAUUAGCAGGGCUGCUGCCCAGGAGAAACAGUAGAAGCUCUGUUGCUGCUAGAAGCAACACUGGAGUCUUCAAGUGAGUGAAUCCACAGCAAGCUCUCGACCGACAGGCAAGAAAUUAGAGUUUUCAGACAGGGGUAGGAAUGGGCUUGCUGGAUCUGUUCCUGUGGAAUUGUCGAAAGUAGAAUUGCCACAGGGUCAGUGGUUUCGGUGUUGGAGCAGAUUUUGCGGCGGGGUAGAAGAGUGAGUCGGUGUGUACUCUGUCUCCAGUAGCUGCCGUGCUCCGUGACUGAAUAUACCCCCUGCUCUUUAAAGAGGCAGACCACAGGGGGCUGUGCACUUCUGAGGAGUCGGUGCUUUUCCUUCAGCGUACAUCUGACCUCCCCUGGCCAUUAGCCACCCAACAGCUAUGACAGGAAUGUAGGUUGUCACCGGAGCUAUUUUGACUAUGUGGUACCGCUAAUGAUUCUAAUCACCGAGCAGGACCCUUCGCAGUUGCUUUGCUUCUGCUGCUGUUUUUUUUUCUUCACCCAAGCAGGUUUUUGCAAUGUCUUCCUUUCUACUCAAUCUCUGGGAUUAGGGAGUCGGACGCAUGGCUCGCCGGCUCCGCUUGCAUUUUGCGACGAGGAGGAGCAACACUGACCCUUUGUCAGAGAGCUGCGGUGGCCAUGGCGAGGAGAGCGGUCUGGGAGCGUCUCCCCGCGGCCCCGCCGAGAGUCUGGCGCACAGCUCCGUCCACAUGAAGGUGACUCCGGGGCAGCUGGCCCUGGCUUUGCCUCCACUGUCACUGGAGUACGGUAAUUUACAGCGCUACUCGUCCGUAUAUAUACCCAAGGUUAGCGGCUCGGCGAACAAGAAAAGCAUUCUGCAGAUCUCCCUGCAGCCCCGCCGGUUGGGUGGUGAGUCGGAGGGGAGCGCUGGGGAGGAUGGAGAGAAGGCUGACUGCGAGGGCGCUGUGGGGAGUAGCUCAGACGGGGGGUCGAGCGGCAGUAGCACGGCCAGCGACGCUGGUUACUGCAGCAGCAGCAGCAUAUUCGAACCUGAUCUGCCUGAGCGGAAGGCGGUGACGGCUGCUGGGGCACUAGCCAGCGAGCGGAGUGUUCUCCGGCGGAAAGCCCGGGUGCCACUGAGGCGUUGCUCCUCGCUGGUCGUCUUCCCGCGGAGCCCCUGUAAUACGCCGCCAGCCUCUCCCGUCAGCCCCUUAGCCCUGCCCGCGGGGGCCCUGCCACGCGGCUCUUACCAGACCUCUCGCCAGCUCCAGCUGUCUCCCGGCGAUAUAACACAGGAUGACCUGCAAGCGACCUCCAAAGGAUCUGUCGCCACGGCACUCAGCGGCCUGCGGCUGUCCAAGAGCAGCUGCGCGUCAGCUGAGGUCCGAGACGCUAGGCCCAUUGUGCAUUUCAACAUCCCUCAGCCGGAGGGGCCUGAAGAAACAAGCUACGACAGCCAGACACAGGACAAAUCCGGACACAUGGAGCGAACAGAGCGCCACUCCAGUGUACUUCUGCACUUUGCCAACCAGUGGCCGGCACCUUUGACAAUGGAGAAUCCAGGCAAGGCAAUGGUCAAUCUUGGCUUCAGCAACAUCCACGAUGAGUCACCGGAGUCGGUUGACAAGCCUGUACAGGGUACCGUAAAACUUUUCCGCAGUACUUCUGCUUGCUUGCUUCCAACUUCUAAACUAUCAGAGAAGACAAAUCACACGUGGGUAAAUACUGGAGAAACAGUUGAAGAGAAGGGAUGGCAUGCUUUUCAACGGAGCUUUUCUCUGGAAGUACCCUUGGCAAACACAGGGAUUUCUUGCCAUGUUUCCAAACCGGUGCACAGCAGCCAUAAGAAUGGCUCUCCCCAGGUUCACAUAUAUGUGUCACGUGGACCUGGGCUAGAAUCCUCAAAGGAUACGAACAAUGAAAAAAGGGAUCACCUUCAACGCAUCAACGCUGAAGGAAACCCCUUAACACGAGAUGACUUUCUGGGUCAGGUGGAUGUGCCUUUGCACCAAAUACCAACAGAAAAUCCUAACACUGAGAGACCAUACACAUUUAAGGAUUUUCUUCUUCAUCCAAGAAGCCACAAAUCCAGAGUCAAGGGCCAUCUUCGUCUCAAGAUGACGUACCUGCCCAAGGACAGCGGCUCAGAGGAGGACCCUGCUGAACAGAAUGAAGAGCCGGAUCCAGGCUGGGAGUUUCUGGAAAGUCAGGACAUCUGCGGGCCUCGGCAAAACCACCAGCUACCUGCACUGCCCCCUGGCUGGGAGGAGCGGCAGGACAACCUGGGCAGGACCUAUUAUGUCAACCACGAGAGCAGGACCACACAGUGGCAAAGGCCCAUCAUACAGGAUAGCCAGGUGGAGGCAGAGCAGCGUCAGCACAGUCACCUGGAAGCCCAGCGGGCCUUCAUCACCCGCCGGCAGAUUUCGGAGCACGAGGAUACGUCGGGUGAGCGCCACGAGUCGCCCGAGAGCUGGGAGAUCAUCGCCGAGGACGACAACGCCGUGUUCACCGCCAGCAUCGACACGGGUGGAGGCCUGGGCUCCCCUCCGCCGCCACACUCCCCCCUGGAGCUCCACCCCGUCUAUGACCAGCUCAGGCGCCUGAGCACCAGCAGCGCCGCCACACCCAGCGACAGACGCACCUCGCUCACCGCACAGGGCCAUUCGAGCCGCAGAGGAAGUGCCCAGACUCUGACGUCAGAGGAGCAUCCUGUCCACCCGGUGUUGCUGCCCACAUCUCUGGGCCUUCCCCCGGGCUGGGAGGAGAAACAGGAUUCUAAGGGUCGGGUUUACUUCGUCAACCACAACAGCAGAACCACCACAUGGACGCGGCCACUCAUUCAGGUAGACUGCUCUCGCACUCACACUGAUUCUCACUGCAGUGCUGAGCCACACAACAACAGAUGGCAUCCUCUUAUGAGAGCCUAUAUUUGGUCAUCAUGA